AUGGCCGCGCCGGUGCCGGCACCCGCUCCGGCGUUCACUCCCGGCCCUCCAAUUCAGGAGCGCCGCAACGACGGUCUGUCGUUGUUUUGCUUCGCCUGGACCCCACGUCGUGGCUACGACGAGCAGCUGCUGACAGAAGUGCGGAAACAAUACGCAAAAUGCGAUGGGCAUGUGUUCUACACCGACAAAGAAAGUGGUGGGGACGAGGAUCCCGACUUCGUGCGCGUGGAGCUGCCUGCGCAGAAAGUUUCCCGAAACGACAAGGGCUGGCUCUACCAUAGGAACAUGGUGGGGCUCAUGCCUGCCUGGUCGCACCUUCUCAGCUCCAGCUUCGUUGAUGCCCACGACUGGUUCAUCAACAGCGAGCUGGAUCACUUCCUGAGCCCAGCGAGGGCCCGGAAGAACAUCGCUCAGUACAUGGAGGUGGCGCAGGCGGGGGACGAUGUGCCCAUCGUCCUGAUGUGGGGCAACGCUUUCGUCUUCAAUCGGAGGAUGCUGAAGGAGUUGCUCAAGCACUGGGAUAGCUUAGGCCAAACAGCAUCCAGCAGCUCUACGGUGAAAGACGAAGUCGCUGCUGUGGGCUGCCCGCUGUUCAUGAAGGGCAAAUCAGAGUGGCCGCACUCCUGCUCCCAAGACAUCAUCUACCCUGCGCUGGCCUGGGAUGUGCUGCCGAAGCGUGCGAAGGUCAAAGUUACCACACUGGGGGAUCCCGGUUGCGGGCACCCGGCAAAGUACAAGGGCAAGGAUCUCACCCUGGGAUGCUGGGAAAUGCAGCAGAACCCCUGGGGUGGAGAGUCGAAGGAAGGCGAGCUGAGUGCUAUCAGAGUCUUGGCGGAGAUGGAGAACAUGGAUGAGGCGACGGUGACGAAUUACUGUGCCAAUCAUCGCAACGAGGCUGUGGUGAAGAACUGCAGGAAGUUCUACGAUGGAAGGCAUGUCGCAGUGAUACACCACGUCAACAACGUGGCAAUCCACGAGCUGGCGCGGAAACUGCUGGACCACGAGGGCAGCGAGCCCGGAACUCCGGCAGCAGCCAUGCCGUCGGCACCAGCAACUUCGACAGCGGCCUCACCGCCGGCGGCAUCAGUGCCAAUGCCAACGCCGGCGCCGGUACCUGCCAUAGACGUGGUCCCCCCUGCGGUCAUCGAUCACAGUGCCGAUGCGGGCAUGACCCUCUUCUGCUUCGCCUGGUCACCACGCCGGAAGAACGACGAGGGCAUGCUUAACGAGGUUCGGAGACAGUACAAGAAGUGUGACGGUCACCUCUUCUUCACGGACACCGAGAGUCCAGUGAAAGAGGACGAAGAAGAUUUUGUCCGAGUCCAGGUGCCAAAGCAGCGCGUGGAACGGACACACGGGCAAUGGCUCUACCACCGGAACAUGGCCGGGUUGAUGCCGUCCUGGGAUCAUUUACUCCGCUCCGGAAUCGCCGAGAGCUUCGAUUGGCUGCUCAACUCUGAGUUAGAUCACUUCCUCUCCCCUUCGAGGGCGAAGGAGACGAUUCGAGAGUACCUUCAAGGUCUCGAGGACGGGUCCAAAGAAGACAAGUCCGGGCUGUCGGGCCCAAUCAUGCUCAUGUGGGGCAACGCUUUUGUUUUCAACCGCAAGUUUGUGCAGGCGCUCCGGACCAACUGGCCUCAGCUUGGCCGCGUUGCUUCCUCCAGCGAGGGGGACAGUAAACAAGGCCGUGCGGUCGGUUGUCCGCUGUUCAUGAAGAACCGCUUUGAAUGGCCUGACUCCUGCUCACAGGACAUCAUCUACCCAGCCUUGGCGAUGAACAUCUUGCCUUUCCUGCAACAGAAGGUGGCCUUUCCUGGGGCCUCGGGCUGUGGCCAGCCCUCGCGGAAUCGCCGGGGCAAGGCCUACCCACUGGGCUGCUGGGAGAUGCAGCAGAAUCCACUGAGCGGGGAGUCGGAGAAAGGUGAGCUGGGCGCUAUUGAGGUCUUGGCGAAGAUGCGCAGCUUCAAGGACAAAUGGGAAGCGAGAGCAUACUGCAAAGCAUCACCAGUCGAAGCCGUGCAGAAGAACUGCAUGAAAUUCUGGGAUGGCAGAAACGCGCCCAUCAUCCACCACUUGCACACCGUGUCGGAGCACGUGUUGGCCCGCACGCUCCUGGAUAAUGAUCCUGACCCAGCAUGA
Messenger RNA from Symbiodinium sp. CCMP2592, 2139 nucleotides. NCBI's taxonomy places the organism in Eukaryota, Dinophyceae, Suessiales, Symbiodiniaceae. The record is from the annotation of a GenBank genome assembly.